GCAGUGGCAGCACGCCGAUUCAGAUACUUCGAGCAGACGAGACACUGAAAUGCUGAGAUGAGCGAUCUGGUGCGAUUCCUUUUACUGAGCGUACUGCUCUGCAGCUCGCUGGCUUUGAGUUUGGGCCAGGACAGCGAUGCCGAUGGCCAGCAGGAGACCUCGACAGUUAGUCCGGAGGCAGCUCGAGGACUGGCCAGCAGCUACGAGCCGGAGGACAAGCAGACACUGCGAAAGAACUCCCACAUCUACAUGGGCAUCUACAAGAACUACAAGAGCACCUAUCUGGGCAACAAGACCACCAGUGAGUACAAGAAACGCCUGCGAGAUCGCGUGAGUGCUCCUCAAAUGGUGGAGAAUGAGGCUCCCGAGUCGGUGGAUCCCGAGCAGCUGGAUCCCAAGGAUUCGCUGGCCCAGGAAAUCCGACAAGAUGCCCAGGCGGAGGCUUUGAUGGAGACUCAAACGGAGUCGCCCAAUUACGACGACAGUGACUCUUUGGCUGCCAAGAAGCGACGCAAACGAAAGCGCAAGGAUCGCAACAAGCGAAGGGAGGAUGUGGAGUCCGAAACGGGUCAGCCAGAUCUUUCCGCGGGAAAUGAGGGCAUUGAGCGGUAUCAAGUGGGUCCUGGACUGAAUGUGAGUCUGGAUAUGAGCAAUGAUAUUGUGCAUGUGAAGUUGGAUGGCCAGAAUCUGAAGGAGAUUAUAGCUGCUCGCUGGCUAAACUUAGAUAAUAGUGAAGAAGGUCGCGGCAAGAAGUACGACAUGAUCACCAAAGUCCUUCCACUCUUCAUCCUCCCCUUCCUCAUCCAAUCGGCCAUUGUUCCCUUUUUGGUCACCAAACUGAAGCUGCUGCUGGUCAAAUCGAUUCUGGUGGGCAAGCUGGCCAUCUUCCUGCUGAUCAUCUCGGCCAUCAAGAACGGCAACAAGACGGUCCAGAGCUACGAGGUGCCCUCCUAUUGGGCCGGCGAACCCAGUCGGAGGUCCGAGCUGGCCGCCGCUGCCUCCUCGGCGGCUGCCGCCUACAAUGGGUACAGAGUGGAGGGCAAGCCCACCACCUGGAUCAGCUAGACCAUCUCACCUUGCUUUAAGUUUGGGUUGUAG
Messenger RNA from Drosophila ficusphila, 1098 nucleotides. RefSeq lists its product as uncharacterized. The record is from RefSeq and is a predicted model, not a curated record. The coding region runs from base 58 to 1065 and encodes 335 amino acids. NCBI's taxonomy places the organism in Eukaryota, Metazoa, Arthropoda, Insecta, Diptera, Drosophilidae. The transcript is spliced from 2 exons.